GUGGGGUCUAGUUCUAAGAUUACAACUACUUGUAUAAAAUUGGCACUGAAGUUGUAAAAGAACUCACUGUGAUGUAACUUCAGGUGAACAAAACCACUGCAGACUGGCAGUGGCAUGUACUGAACAUCAGCAGAACUCUCUGAUGCAUGGUGAUCAGAACUUUAAAUAUCUUUUUGCACACUUUGAACCCUGAAUCCAUAAACUCAAACCACGGCUGGAACACUCCAUCACUGACAAGCUGGAGCUGCUCAUCUGCAAUCACACAAUUCAUAAUAAUAAUUCAUCAUUUUCUUGUGCAUUUCUCAGGUGUCCACAAGCUGAUAUUGCCAGCAGACAGGAAUUUUCUAGGAACUAGUUGUGCAUUCCAAAUAUUUUCCUUCUUUCCUCCCUUUCUACAUCCUCCAAGUAGGCUGUUCUGUGAUGUGCUUGCAUUAAAAAAAAGGAAUCCUAUGCUUCUAACAUUUUUUUUUUUCACUUUAUAAAGCAUAAAGGUAUCCAGACCGAGAUUAGAUAUUUGAACUAUCGUAUGAAAUAGGUACGCAGUUAAAGGGCGGUCAGGCAAUGGGAUAGGUAUUACAGGGCAGUGCUGGAGUCAGCAUCCCUGGAGGUGUGCAAGGUGUUCCACGCGGGCACCGGCCGAUGGGGUUCCUGUUUCAGAGGGGUUACGGAGGCGGUGCAGGGCUGACGGCCGGGCUGUGUGCCGCAGAGGCCCCUUCCAGGCCCCACAGCUCCCUGACCCGCGCCUCCCUCACGCCUCCCUCACGCCGCGGCCGCCAUGGCCGCUCCCUCAGCCGCCGCAGCCCACGUGACCCCGCCCGGCGCGCGCCCGCCCCGCCGCGAGACUCUAUGGCGGAGGGCGCGCGCGGGCCCGGGAGCUCUCGCGAGAGCCGCGAUGGAGGCGGCGGGAGGAGGCGCCGGAGGAGGAGGAGGAGGAGGUGUCAUGGCGGCGGCGGGCGCGGGGUCCGCGGGGUCCGCAGCGCGGGGCGGCGGCGGCUCCUCGGCCGCGUCGCGCUGGUUCUUCAGCCGCGAGCAGCUGGAGAACACGCCCUCGCGGCGCUGCGGCGUGGAGGCGGACAAGGAGCUCUCGUACCGGCAGCAGGCGGCCAACCUCAUCCAAGACAUGGGCCAGCGCCUCAACGUAUCUCAGCUUACCAUAAAUACUGCAAUUGUUUACAUGCACAGGUUUUAUAUGCAUCAUUCCUUCACAAAAUUUAAUCGAAAUAUAAUGUCUCCCACGGCAUUGUUUUUGGCUGCAAAAGUGGAGGAACAGCCACGGAAACUUGAACAUGUUAUUAAAGUAGCAAAUGCCUGUCUUCAUCCUCAAGAGCCACAGCUGGAUACAAAGAGUGAUGCAUACCUUCAACAAGCCCAAGAGCUGGUUAUACUUGAAACAAUAAUGCUUCAAACUUUAGGUUUUGAGAUUACCAUUGAACAUCCACACACAGAUGUUGUGAAAUGUACACAGUUAGUGAGAGCAAGCAAGGAUUUGGCACAGACAUCCUAUUUCAUGGCUACCAACAGCCUUCACCUUACCACAUUCUGUCUUCAGUACAAGCCCACAGUGAUAGCAUGUGUGUGCAUUCACUUGGCCUGCAAGUGGUCCAACUGGGAGAUUCCAGUAUCAACUGAUGGAAAACACUGGUGGGAAUAUGUAGAUCCCUCAGUUACUCUAGAGCUACUGGAUGAGCUAACUCAUGAGUUUCUGCAAAUACUGGAGAAAACACCUAGCAGGCUCAAGAGAAUUAGAAAUUGGCGGGCUAAUCAGGCAGCUAAGAAACCUAAAGGUGAUGGACAGGUAUCUGAAAACUCGCUUCUUGGUUCAUCUUUGGUCCAGAAUUCCAUUUUGGUGGAUACAGUUACUGGUGUAGCUGCAAACACAAGUUUCCAAAAACCAUCGACAUCAUUUCCUGCACCAGUACCUCUGACCUCAGGAAGUAUUUCUGUUCCAGACAGUCAUGCACCUGAAAAUUUGGCAAUAUUAGCUACAGGAAUGCCAAGUACCUCAUACAGUUUGGCAUCACACCAGGAAUGGCCUCAGCACCAAGAACAAACAAGGACAGAGCAAAUAUACUCUCAGAAGCAGGAGACUCUGCCUGCUAGUCAGUACAACAUGAACUUCCAAGCAGGGACGUCCGUGCAGUUGCACUCCGGAGUUCACCACAGACCUGACAAACUUGCUGAGCAUUCUACUGUCAAACAAGAAUAUUCUCAUAAGUCAGCAAACAAACACCAUGGACAAGUUGCUGCUCCUGUAAUAAUUCCUCAAAAAAUGUCUUUGGAUAAAUACAGAGAGAAGCGCAAACUAGAAACCCUGGAACUGGAUGUCAGAGAACACUAUGUAGCAACCCCUGGCGAGCAGCAGCAUAAAAAGCACCUGCAGCCACAGGCAGCCAGUUCUGUUACAUCUCCCAUUAAAAUGAAAAUUCCUAUUGCAAAUGCAGAGAAGCCUGAAAAACACUUGUCUGAUAAGAAGGAGAAGGGUGGCUCGCUCAAACUCCGUAUUCCAAUCCCACCCACAGAAAAGGGUGCCAGUAAGGAGGAGCUGAAAAUGAAAAUCAAGGUUUCUUCCUCAGAAAGGCACAGCUCGUCAGACGAGGGCAGCGGCAAGAGCAAACACUCGAGUCCCCACGUUAGCAAAGAGCAUAAGGACAAACACAAAGAGCACUCGCUGAACCGCCACCACGGCGUGGGCCACAAGCACUCGCACUCGCACGGGGGCGGCAGCGGCAGCAGUAAGCACAGCACCGAUGGAGUGACGCCCUCUGUGCUGAGGAGUCCCGUGGGCCUGAGUAGCGACGGCAACUCCUCUAGUUCCGGCUCUUCGAGGAAGAAGUUGCACAGCAAUGAUGCUUCUCACAACCACCACUCCAAAAUGAGCAAAAGUUCCAAAAGUUCAGGUAGUUCAUCUAGUUCUUGCUCUGUUAAGCAGUAUGUAUCCUCUCACAACUCUGUUUUUAACCUUCCCUUACCCCCUCCUCCCCCUGUCACAUACCAGGUGGGCUACGGACAUCUCAGCACCCUCGUGAAACUGGACAAGAAACCAGUGGAGAACGGUCCUGAUGCCCAUCCCCAGUACAGUACAAACAGCCAGCAUAUGGACUACAAAGACACAUUCGACAUGCUGGAUUCGCUGUUAAGUGCCCAAGGAAUGAACAUGUAGUCAAUUCUUAGCUUUGUUGAAGACUCUACCUUAAUCUGAGAAGAAUUAGUACACACCAUGGAAUUAUGUACAUCCCACUAGAGCUCACAUGCCCAGGCUCCUGCCUUUAUUCUGCAAGGUACUUUAACGUGAAGAAACUUUAACAUGAUGUUGCCAUGGAUGUCUGGCAUGAGCACCAAUUGAUAUUCCUCAAAAAAGGACUGUUAACUGCUUGAAC
Molecule: messenger RNA, 3377 nt
Organism: Vidua chalybeata
Lineage: Eukaryota; Metazoa; Chordata; Aves; Passeriformes; Viduidae
Gene: CCNT2
Product: cyclin T2
Exons: 10
Coding region: 776-3160 (794 amino acids)
Biological process (GO): regulation of transcription by RNA polymerase II; positive regulation of DNA-templated transcription, elongation
Cellular component (GO): cyclin/CDK positive transcription elongation factor complex; nucleus
Molecular function (GO): cyclin-dependent protein serine/threonine kinase activator activity
Source: RefSeq, a predicted model, not a curated record